AUGCGAGACUGGCUGUGGACACAAAGCGGCAGAGAUUGGCUGGAGACCAAGGGUGUACGAGACUGGCUGGAGACCAAGGGUGUUGAAUCCUGGUUGCAGACAGAGAGCGGAAGAGAUUGGUUGCAGACGCAGAGCGGGAGAGAUUGGGUGCAGAGUCAGCAUGGGCGAGACUGGUUGCAGGGCUACCGUGGGAUGGGCUGGCUCCAGACCCAAGCCGGGCAUGACUGGCUCCAGACACAAAACGGAAGAGAUUGGCUGCAGACCCAGGGUGGGCGAGACUGGCUGCAAACCUAUAAUGGCGAAGACUGGUUGCAGACAGAGAGCGGAAGAGACUGGCUGCAGACACCACAUGCUGAAGCAUGGCCGUUCAUGGGUGUCUGGGUGACAAUUGUCGAAUUCUGGAGUGCAUUGGAAGCAGUCAGCCAGUACCCGAUUGAUCCAGAUCUGCCUUGCCUCCCAGCCUUCCAGGUGAUCCAGCAUUUCAAGAGUUUGCCGGAUUUCUUGAUGUUUCCGGCGUUCCUCGCAUUAAGGCACCACAAUGUUUCUACAUUUGCUUCACCGCAAGAUCACCUUCCGGACGUGGAGAUCAUCCGUGCCAUGAAGGCCUUCGUAAAUGUCGCAAACAAAGGACGAGAACGAGGUCAAUCAACUUCUGACGCUCUCAAGUACGCAUGCCACAAUUGGGCCAUCCAUCUCGCGCGAGCUCCACGUCCAUGGGACGCCAUGCUCGGGCAUGUAUUCCAUUCCUUCUGGUAUGACCAUCUCCUGUAUUGGCUUGAAAUGCAAUGGUGUUCAAAGGGUCUGCGGGCCUGCCUCGCUGUUUUACACGAAGGCGAGAAACUUGCAGGGGAAUACAGCUGAAAUCUAGCCUCGAACGUACCCCUCCCAGACUCGUUAAUCAAACACUUGAUAUUUCAGCAGUCUUGUUAUCGCACGUGAUCCUUGCUUUACAUUUAGCAUUUAUGGCAGUAAUGAUAUUUUGUCCAGUCCCCGGACGAGCGAAGGAAGUGUAGGUGUAUUUUGUGUAGGUGUAUUUGUAGCGGAGACGUGUUGGUUCUGUGUAUAACGGUGCUAUAGUAUUGUAUAAGUACAUGUAUUAGAUUGAAAUGUCAAAC
This is a messenger RNA of Suillus clintonianus, 1115 nucleotides long. RefSeq lists its product as uncharacterized. Gene Ontology annotation, molecular function: calcium ion binding. The transcript is spliced from 2 exons. The record is from RefSeq and is a predicted model, not a curated record. Bases 1 to 861 code for a protein of 286 amino acids. NCBI's taxonomy places the organism in Eukaryota, Fungi, Basidiomycota, Agaricomycetes, Boletales, Suillaceae.